Linum trigynum is the source of this 1112-nucleotide messenger RNA. Lineage: Eukaryota; Viridiplantae; Streptophyta; Magnoliopsida; Malpighiales; Linaceae. The record is from the annotation of a GenBank genome assembly.
CCCGAGUGAAGAUUUCAGAUUCGUGGUUUCUGGCGAUUUGGCGACUCCUGCGAUUUGGGCGGAUUUGGCGAUUGGCGAUCGGCGACCUAGAUUCACGACAAAAGCGAUUUGCAGACCCAGCUUUCCAUUUGUCGUAGGUGAUUAACUUCUUUGUUGAUUCUCGUCUCUGCAUUUGAAUUCAGUCGACGUCUCGCCAUGUCGAAGAGAUGUUCUUCUUCAACUUCGACACAAGGUCAUGGGGUGGUAGUUUGCAAACACAACAUGGCCUGUGUGGUUAAUACCUCUGGUACGGAAAUGAACCCAGGCAGGCAGUUCUAUGGGUGCCCAUAUUGGAAGAACGAGAAAAUAAAUUGCGGUUUCUUUAGGUGGGUACAUGGGAUGGUUGAUGAAGUGGAUGAAGAAACCUCUACAAUUGGGAGUUCUCAGCUGAAGCUCGAGGAAAAUUUGCGGAUAGCCGAGUCAAAAGCGGAAAUGAGGAAGAAGGUGAAGAGAAUUUUGGUUGAAGAGUUGUCAAGGUUGAUGAAGACUCAAGAAGUUAUGCUGGAUGAAGGAAGGAGAUUGGCUUAUGACAUCCGUCUCAUCCGAUAUCAUUUCACAGUGGUUGUUGUAGUGAAUUUCAUAUUGCUUGUUCUUUUGUGGCAGCACCAGUUUGUUAUGUAGAAGUAGUUGUAUUGUACUAGGUUUGCUUCCAAUUGAAAGGUGAUUGUUGUAUCUUAGAUGAGAUGUUAAACACAAGGGAGUUGUGGCAGCACCAGGUUUGCUGUCAAUUGUAGUUCUUGUAGGUUGUCAUGUUCGAAUUUGAGAUGUUAAACACAAGGUAGUUGUGUUAUCUUUCUUAAAUGAGUUAAAUAGUUUAAGUUGUUGUAGUUGAUGAGCUUCCAAACAUGAGCUCCAAUCUGAGAUGCUAAAUAGCUGUUCAUUACAGAGUAGUCUAAGAUUCUGAAGCCUAAAUAGUUGUGCAUAAUUACAUAGCAUCCGAUUAUAGAAAUCAGCCAUUACACUAGUCAGCUAAACAAAAUGACCUCUAGUGAGGUAGCUUAAUGGCCUAUCACAAAAAAUAACUUGUUUGUGUAUAAUUACAUAGCAUCCGAUAAUAGAAAUCAGUCAUUACA